Rhipicephalus sanguineus (brown dog tick) is the source of this 2422-nucleotide messenger RNA. RefSeq lists its product as uncharacterized. Bases 99 to 1529 code for a protein of 476 amino acids. Lineage: Eukaryota; Metazoa; Arthropoda; Arachnida; Ixodida; Ixodidae. Gene Ontology annotation, biological process: amino acid transmembrane transport; L-alanine transport. The record is from RefSeq and is a predicted model, not a curated record. Gene Ontology annotation, molecular function: L-proline transmembrane transporter activity; L-alanine transmembrane transporter activity. Gene Ontology annotation, cellular component: vacuolar membrane. The transcript is spliced from 8 exons.
GGUCCUCGCGCAACCACCACCCCAACGACCACAAGCCAGAGAGCCACUUUUUAAAAGUUUCCAAGUUUUUUUUUGUCCGGUGGUUCGAAAACAAUACCAUGCCACCCACAUCCUCACGAACGGAGAACGGUGGUGACGGCCUGACUUCUCCAGUCUCCUUCCAGCUAGAACAACCUCCGUGGGGCGACUCGACCGAAACCAACGGACGCAAAGCACAGGUCAAGUCGGCGGAGAAUGGCAGUCUGGAAGUGCCCACCAACCCUCACGGAAUCUCACUGUUUCUCGCCACGGUAUUCGUGGUCGGAGGCGUCGCGGGCAUCGGCAUCCUGGCUCUUCCGUACUCCAUCGUUGAAACCGGCUGGUUCGGACUAUUCCUCAUCGUCGCGUCGGCAUUCGCGUCAGGCUACAGCGGUUGGAAGCUGGGCGCCUGCUGGACAAUCCUGGAGGAGCGAUGGGCCGAGUACAGAGGACACGUGCGAGACCCGUACCCUUCCAUCGCGUUCAGGGCGUACGGCAAGUGGGCGAAGUUGUUCACGUCGACCGUGCAAAUCAUGGGCCUGUUCGGCUACGGCUCGGUGUUCAUUCUUCUCUCAGCCGAGCUGGUCAUGGAUGUUAUGAGGCAGUUCUUUGGUGAUAAGGGGACGCUCACCUUCUGCUACUGGCUUAUCAUCAUCUCGGCUGCCAUGGGUGUACUCAUGCUGCUGGGAACGCCCAAGGACUUCGGGUUUGCAGCAUUCGGCGCCAUGGGAGCGACUGCGGCGGCGUUCCUGAUCGUUGUAGGCGUCUGCUGCGCCCGGAUGCACGAAGGACGAGCGGCGUUUCCCCGGCACCCGGUACACAUGGAUGUCGCGCAGUUCUUCAGGGGCUUCGGCACCAUCAUGUUCUCGUACGGUGGCGCCGCCAUGUUCCCCACCAUCCAGAACGACAUGAAGGACAGGAGCCGUUUCCCCAUGGCCGUAGCGUACGCCACCAUUGCCCUUGUGGGUCUGUACGUGGUCAUGGCGACACUGGGCUACCUGACCUUCGGCAACGAAGUUGGAGCCAAUAUCCUGAUGUCCAUCGGUGACGGAGGCGUGAGCAUCGCCGUUCAGCUGCUCUUCAUUGUGCACCUUAUCACCGGCUUCCUCAUCAUCAUCAACCCCAUGUGCCAGGAAGUCGAAGGGCACAUCGGCAUCCCCACAGAGUUCACGUGGAAGCGGGUGGCCAUGCGAUCUGCCAUUAUGCUGGCGCUGCUGUUCACCACAGAGACGGUGCCGCAUUUCGGCAAAGUGCUGCCCCUCGUGGGAUCCUUCAUGGUCGGCCUGACCACGUUUAUUCUUCCCUGCCUGUUUUACUACAAGCUCUGCUCCCAGAAGUCACCCGAGUGGAAAGACAGGACCAUACCGACGUGGGAGAAGGUGGUCAUACUGAUUAUCCUCGUCGCCGGUUUGAUCGGAACGAUCGCGGGCACCGGAGCCUCCAUAGAGGACCUCGUCAAGCCCGGAGCAUUCGCCCUGCCUUGUUUCAUCGAUCCGAACGUGAAGCCGUGAUGAACAUCGUCGACAGAGUGAACACGACGACCAUUGUUCGGGACAACGUACUCCCGGUUGGGAGUAAAACAACGCUGUCCCGGCCGGAUCCUCCGAACGAAAGACCUGCGAGACCGAAUGAAAGAUUCAAGCGUGGAUUGGUGUUUAGCUGGGACAGAGUGUGUUUCGAGCCCGCUCAGUUCAGUCUGCUUAGUUCCCAAAGCCUUCGUGGACGUUGUGGACUACGAAUGCCGGCGCGAAACGCUUGCACUCGCGAACUGUUGUAUCAUAUAACGCGUUUCAUGUCACGAAGAAAUGGUUUUACGCGAGUUGAGAGCGUGGUGCAUCCUGCAUUCUGCAGGUCGUACGCCUCACGUAGACUGUCUUUUGCUAGAAUCGUCGGGACCAUUUUAACAAGAAUUUCUUUUUUAGGGGGGAUAUGAACAUACUUAACAUGGACUGAGUGCGUAUUCGUUCCUGUAAUAUACGCAGUGUUUCAAAGGUUAUAGAUAAAAAUGACUGACUUGUAGUACAGAAGGGAGGAGAGGGGGGUUUCUAUCGGCGGUGUUUUUUGUGGCUGUUGACUUAGAACUGAUCAUUUUUGGAGUUGCCGAACCUCGUGAAUGACUUAAUAUAUUCUGGAACUUUAUGGUACAAAGUGGGUACAAAGUUAAACCAGGACUGCUAGCUCUUGUUUCUGCGUGGCUCAGGAUGUUCUGUUCUUGUGCUUGUGUGGGUGACGCAAGGCUGUUGUUGCGACCAAAGGACUGCAAAACGCCGAGGGGACAAUAUACAACAGGAGUGUUUCCUGUGUGUCUCUUCAUAUUGCAGCUCAUUUUAGAGCUUUUAUUAUUAUGUACAGUUCAGCUGCAUGCUCGUUGGACAUGAUCGCGAAUCUUACAGUAAAUAGAUUU